AUGGCGAAAAAAGGAGCCGUUUUCGCCGGAAGCUCGCUUGUUUUGACUUAUGCGCUGUGGGACCCUAAAUAUCUAUCUUGUGAAAGCAUAAAGGGCAUCAAACAGUUCAGUUCCAGUCCGGGAGAGCAGGGGAGUGCUAGUACUAUAUCUCUACUGUCAGAUAGUCAAGUAACGCAGCGCCUACGGCAGAUGGAAGAGAGCUACUUUGUACGAAGGGGACGGGGCAUUUUGCGCUACGAUUCGGCUCAGUUGCCGUCUAACGCUCCCAUAGAAGACACUCGCGUGGAACAAGUGAUAACUUUCCCUAGCACACAGCCGGGUGCGGACGAGGAUCUGUAUUUUUUUGGCGUUUUCGACGGCCACAGCGGUCCCUACACCAGUGCCAACUUGGCACGAACCCUCGUGCCAUAUGUUGCUCAUCAGUUGGGCCAGGUUUACAACUCUGUUUCUGAAUCUGGGCCCUCGUCUUCGAGCGCUGUAGAUGCAGCAAUCACCUCGGCAUUUUUGAACCUAGACCGCGAUCUAGUACAAGGCUCCCUGGGCAAUCUUUUUAAAGACCCUUCGAAGAAAAAUUUAGCAAGCGCAUUGCCAGCCAUAUCUGGCUCAUGUGCGCUUCUCACUAUGUUCGAUAGCAGCAACUCGUGUUUGAAAUGUGCAGUCACGGGCGACUCGCGAGCUUUGCUAGGUAUUCAAGAUCCCGAUGGACAAUGGUCGGUGAAAGCGCUAUCGGUUGAUCAAACCGGUGACAAUCCCGAAGAAGUGGAACGAAUCAGGUCUGAGCACCCAGGAGAGCCCGGAGCGGUACGCAAUGGCCGUGUUUUGGGAUCUUUGCAACCGUCAAGAGCAUUUGGGGAUUAUCGCUACAAGGUCAAAGAACUGUUUGGUAAAACGGUACAAGACUUGCCUGAUCAUUUAAAGGUAUAUUUCCGCCGUGAGCCGCGAAACUUCAACAGUCCUCCUUAUGUCACUGCUGAGCCUGUCAUCACAACCACGCAUGUAGACAGCAAUUCCAAAUUCAUGGUUCUGGCGUCAGACGGUCUAUUCGAAUUGUUGAACAAUGAAGAAGUCAUGAAUUUAGUGGUUGAAUGGAUGAACAAAGAGAGAGGAAGCGAUAUCAAUAUCAAAUCCGUCGUUGCAGCCCCUAAAGCUAUGAGCACGUUUGAAAGCACGCCUUCCAAGUGCUUUAUUGAAGAUAACAAUGCAGCAACACAUUUAAUACGGAACGCGCUAAGCUCCGGUGGCCAGCGCGACUACGUCUCGACCCUCGUCAGCAUUCCGUCUCCUAUGAGUCGCAAAUACAGAGAUGAUCUGACUGUCACGGUCGUCUUUUUUGGAGACGAAGCCGAUCCUAGUCAAGUUUCGGGUGAACUCUCUCUGAAUCACAAUGCCACGGCACCACCCAAACCAAAAUUAUAG
Messenger RNA from Lachancea nothofagi CBS 11611, 1416 nucleotides. The record is from the annotation of a GenBank genome assembly. Lineage: Eukaryota; Fungi; Ascomycota; Saccharomycetes; Saccharomycetales; Saccharomycetaceae.